AUGUCCGGCAUACUCGAUCGCCCCAACAGCUCCGUUGACUCGGACACACACUCCAUGGCCUCCAACAUGAGCAGCUACGCCGACAUUGCGGCAAAAGGCCCAGAACAGACUGAUGAGGAGAAGACUCCACACGCCAUGCCUGAAGUCGAGUUCGAUGAUAGCCCAGCGAUUCACGAUCCUAUGCACGAGCACUCGCCUGCGCCGCCACCUUCAUACGCCGAUCAGCAGCUACAAGUUGGGAAAUCCGAGAAGGCCAGGCGUGCCUCCGAGAACAAGGGCAACGAGAUCAGCAAAGAAGCACGGGAAUUCAUGGAGGCCUCGACCGCAUCCGCAGCUAAGCUCAGCGGGUCUGGUAACAGCGGCAGUGAUGUAAAGAAAGACGUCCAGCAGACUGCCAACCAGGCCGAGAAGGAUGUGAAGCAGACCGCCGACAAGGCUGAGAAGGAAGUCAAGCAGACCGCAGAAAAGGCCGAGAAGAAUGCCAAGCAGACUGCUGAUAAGGCGGAGAAGAACGUCAAGCAGGCCGCUGACCAGGCUGGGAAGAAAUAUGAGGAGAUCAAGGAUAAGGCCGUCAACGAGUACAAGGAGGUCAAGGACAAGGCUGUUGACCAGUACGAGAACAAUGUCAAGCCAGCCGUGAAGGAGGGCGUGGAGAAGGGCAAGAAGGAGGGCAAGAAGGCCGAGCAGUGGGCAGAAAAGAACAAGGACAACCCCGUUGUGCAGGGCAAUGUUKUUGCUCUUGCAAUUCUGAGCGGAGUCUUGGGCAUUGGUGCGUAUCGCCUACACAGCAGAGGUGCACUGUCCUGGAACGUCGUUGGCGCAACGUUGGGCGCGUUGGGCGCAUUCGCUGCCGGUGACUACUACGUCAGCCAAUUCUUCUUCAAGAAAUACCCACCAAAGAACUAG
Ramularia collo-cygni is the source of this 906-nucleotide messenger RNA. RefSeq lists its product as uncharacterized. Bases 1 to 906 code for a protein of 301 amino acids. The transcript has 4 exons. Gene Ontology annotation, cellular component: mitochondrial outer membrane. The record is from RefSeq and is a predicted model, not a curated record. Gene Ontology annotation, molecular function: nascent polypeptide-associated complex binding. NCBI's taxonomy places the organism in Eukaryota, Fungi, Ascomycota, Dothideomycetes, Mycosphaerellales, Mycosphaerellaceae.